Cannabis sativa is the source of this 3351-nucleotide messenger RNA. Its product is annotated as probable alpha,alpha-trehalose-phosphate synthase [UDP-forming] 9. Gene Ontology annotation, biological process: trehalose biosynthetic process. NCBI's taxonomy places the organism in Eukaryota, Viridiplantae, Streptophyta, Magnoliopsida, Rosales, Cannabaceae. Gene Ontology annotation, molecular function: catalytic activity. The record is from RefSeq and is a predicted model, not a curated record. The transcript is spliced from 4 exons. Bases 342 to 2930 code for a protein of 862 amino acids. Gene Ontology annotation, cellular component: cytosol.
AAAAAAAAACCGCGGUAAAGCUUUUUUAUGGAUCCUAUCCCAUGUCUCUGAUUUAUACAUAUAUAUAUAUAAUAAUAUAUAUAUCUCUAUAUAUCUAUAUCUAUAUCUCUCUCUCUUUAAGGAUCUUUCUCAUUCUUCAUUGAAACAUCCAGCACAGCCUCCAUUCUCUCUCUCUCUCUCUCUAGGAUUUGGGUCACGCGCCGGUGUAUUAUAACAGCCAUAUCCGAUCACCGGAAUCUCGCUGCGAAGGUUGGUGUAUAUUUCUAGCUGGGCAGAAAUUUUAUCAGCAAGUUCUACUCUCUUUAUGUCUUAGUAGGAAAUAUAUUAUUUUUCUACUCACAAUGGCAUCAAGGUCUUGUACAAACCUAUUAGGUUUGGCCAAUAGUGGCCUACUAGAUUUUCCUUCUACUCCCAGUCCUCGGCCCCUUCCUCGUGUGAUGACAGUUGCUGGCAUUAUCUCUGAUUUAGAUAGCAGUAAUGAUGCGGAUUCUGAUGCUGCUUCUUCUGUUUGUCGUGAUCGAAAAAUUAUAGUGGCGAAUAUAUUACCUUUGCAUGCAAAAAAGGACACAGAAACUGGAAAAUGGUGCUUCAGUUUUGAUGAGGAUUCCCUUCUGUUACAGUUGAAGGAUGGGUUCUCUUCGGAAACUGAGGUCAUUUAUGUUGGUUCGCUCAAAACUGAAAUAGAUGUCAAUGAACAGGAUGAAGUUGCACAGACAUUGUUGGAGGAUUUCAACUGUGUGCCUACAUUUCUACCUCAUGAUGUCCAUAAAAAGUUCUACCUGGGUUUUUGCAAACAGCAGCUGUGGCCCCUAUUUCAUUACAUGCUACCGAUUUGUCCAGAUCACGGCGAUCGAUUUGACCGCUCCCUGUGGCAGGCAUAUGUAUCUGCAAAUAGAAUAUUUGCUGAUAAAGUCAUGGAAGUCAUUAAUCCUGACGAUGAUUUUGUUUGGGUUCAUGAUUAUCAUUUGAUGAUUCUUCCUACAUUUUUGCGGAAGAGAUUCUAUCGAGUAAAGCUAGGAUUCUUCCUUCAUAGCCCAUUCCCUUCUUCUGAAAUCUAUAGGACUUUGCCUGUUCGUGACGAAAUUCUAAGGGGCUUGCUGAAUUGUGAUUUAAUUGGUUUUCAUACUUUCGAUUAUGCUCGUCACUUUCUCUCAUGUUGCAGUAGAAUGCUGGGUCUUGACUACGAAUCAAAGCGAGGGCAUAUUGGACUUGAUUAUUUUGGCCGCACUGUGUACAUUAAGAUUCUUCCAGUAGGUGUUCAUAUGGGUCGGCUUGAAUCCUUUUUAAAUUCUUCUGCUACAGCUGCAAAAAUAAAGGAGAUUCAAGAACGAUUUAGCGGCAAGAAGUUGAUUCUUGGAGUUGAUGACAUGGAUAUAUUUAAAGGUAUCAGUCUCAAACUUCUAGCAAUUGAACAGCUUUUGCAGCAAAACCCUGCAUUGCAGGGUAAUGUAGUCUUGGUUCAGAUUGUGAACCCUGCAAGGGGCUUGGGGAAGGAUGUUCAGGAAGCUAAAAGUGAGACUUAUUUGACGGCUGAAAGGAUUAAUGAGGCUUAUGGUUCAUCUAACUACAAGCCUGUGAUUUUAAUUGAUUCUCCUAUUCCACGUUGGGAGAAGACAGCUUAUUAUGCUGUAGCAGAAUGUUGCAUAGUGAAUGCUGUGAGAGAUGGAAUGAACUUAGUUCCUUACAAGUACGUUGUUUGCAGGCAGGGAACUCCAUGUAUGGAUAAAGCUUUAGGCAUAGAAGCAGAUACUCCUCGCACGAGUAUGCUUGUCGUGUCUGAAUUCAUUGGUUGCUCACCUUCCCUUAGUGGAGCAAUCAGAGUUAAUCCUUGGGACAUUGAUGCUGUUGCUGAUGCAUUGAAUUUAGCACUUACCAUGUGUAUGUCUGAGAAAAAAUUGCGCCAUGAGAAGCAUUACCGUUAUGUUAGUUCUCACGAUGUUGCCUAUUGGGCUCGUAGUUUUAUGCAGGAUUUGGAAAGAGCAUGUCAGGAUCAUUACAAUAAACGUUGCUGGGGGAUUGGUUUGGGCCUGGGUUUUAGAGUUGUUUCUCUUUCUCCCAACUUCAAGAAGUUGGCAAUUGAGCAUAUUGUCUCAGCAUAUAAGAGAACCACUAGAAGGGCUAUAUUUCUUGAUUAUGAUGGUACCGUUGUUUCCCAGGCUUCUAUUAUGAAAUCUCCAAGCCCCGAAGUAAUCUCCACUAUAAAUUCUCUCUGCAAUGAUCCUAAGAACACCGUGUAUAUUGUUAGUGGGAGGGGAAGAAGUUCUUUAAGCGAGUGGUUUGCCCCAUGUGAUAGACUAGGAAUUGCAGCUGAGCACGGAUAUUUCAUAAGGUCAAGCGGAACAUCGGAGUGGGAGACUAGUCCUGUUGUUGCUGAUCUUGAUUGGAAAGAAAUUGUUGAACCUGUUAUGACAUUGUACACAGAGGCUACCGAUGGAUCUACUAUUGAGGUUAAAGAGAGUGCAUUGGUAUGGCAUCAUCAAGAUGCAGACCCUGAUUUCGGUUCCUGUCAAGCAAAAGAAUUGUUGGAUCAUCUCGAAAAUGUACUCUCUAAUGAACCAGUUGUUGUUAAGAGGGGUCAGCACAUUGUUGAAGUUAAGCCACAGGGGGUAAGCAAAGGUUUGGUUGCCGAAAAGGUUCUUUUGAGAAUGGUUGAAGAGGGGACGGCACCAGAUUUUGUUAUGUGCAUUGGAGAUGAUAGAUCUGAUGAAGACAUGUUCGAAAGCAUACUAAGCACGGUCUCUAGUCCAUCCUUGCCUGCGCCUCCCGAGAUCUUUGCCUGCACUGUUGGGAGAAAGCCAAGCAAAGCAAAAUAUUAUCUAGAUGAUGCAACCGACGUUGUAAAGUUGCUAGAAGGCCUAGCAACUGCUUCAGUCCCGAAGCCACGACAUCUAGCUCAAAUCCAGGUUUCUUUCGAGAGUGCCCUUUGUUGAAAAAGGUAGAUUUCACUAGCAGCUUUUGAUACAAACAGGAACCAUUGUUUUUGUUAUAUAAGAAGUGGGGGUUCCCUUUUUCUGAGAAAUCCAGAUGAUGUUUUCGAAUGACGAUUAAUCUUAAAAUGCGAUGCAUGACAGAGCUUGCUGAUCACUAAUCUGAUUGGUCCUUGUUGGGAUGAACUGUGCAUUUCAGUGCAAUAUUAACAAGACCAUGAAAGUUGACCAUUCUUGUAUUUGUAUAUGGUGACAUCAAAAUCUUUGUAUUUACGGGUGUGCCCUGUAAAAGAGUUGUCUUGGGGAAUCAGUUUUUACACAAAAGUCCUUAAUUAAUGGCUGUUUUAUUGGUCAGGCCCCUCCACUAUUAACUUGUAUAGAUACAAUGUUUCUUUUCAUAAUAGAAAAUGUCAGUUUGUUCUAA